Molecule: messenger RNA, 897 nt
Organism: Serendipita indica DSM 11827
Lineage: Eukaryota; Fungi; Basidiomycota; Agaricomycetes; Sebacinales; Serendipitaceae
Source: the annotation of a GenBank genome assembly
AUGAACGCAAUAGCCUCGAGAUUCCGCGCGAGCCCGUAUCACGAACAAGGCGUCGAGCAAGAUCAAAAUGCUCAAGACUCGGUUCUCUGGGGCUCCCAGGGUGGGUUUGGUAACCUUCGAGCGGGAGCUCCUCCCGAGUUUGUCGUCCCAAACGUUCCCAGCCCUACUGCGUUCUUGCAGUUGCACACCGACGACCAUGCAGAUCCAAACUGCAGGAUCAAGAUCGCGCAUGGAACUACAACACUAGCAUUCAGGUUUAGAGGAGGAAUCAUCGUCGCGGUGGACUCUAGAGCCACUGCUGGAAGCUACAUUGCCUCUGGGACAGUAAAGAAGGUGAUCGAAAUCAACAAGUUUCUUCUAGGAACUAUGGCAGGCGGCGCUGCCGACUGCCAAUAUUGGGAAACCUAUCUUGGCAUUCAGUGUCGUUUACACGAGCUACGUAACCGGGAGCGUAUCUCUGUUGCAGCGGCUAGCAAGUACCUCAGUAAUCUCGUCUACAGCUACAAGGGGAUGGGUUUGAGCAUGGGUACAAUGAUUUGCGGCUGGGACAAAACGGGUCCGGCACUCUUCUAUGUGGAUUCAGAUGGAACAAGACUCAAAGGAGAUGUGUUCUCUGUCGGAUCCGGAAGUACAUUUGCGUAUGGUGUGCUAGAUCAGGGGUACCAUUGGGAGCUUUCCGACGAGGAUGCGCAAGAGCUUGGCCGCCGCAGCAUCUACGCGGCAGGACAUCGUGAUGCAUUUUCGGGCAACACAAUCAACCUCUAUCAUGUCCGGGAGACUGGUUGGGAGUUUAUCGGGAACUACGAUGUCACAAAGAUGCAUUAUGACGGUCCUGGGAAUAUUCCGGGCGCUCCUGUUGGGGGCUAUGGCUACGAUGCGCGUGUUUCAACCGUCUAA